AUGAUAAACCUGUAUCAAAAGACCUACCUUGCCCGGCGGCCCCCUGCCCGAUGCGUGACCAGGCGGCAAGCGGGAAACCCACCACCGAACAUCGGUUGGACGGUGGUCACCGCCAAUGGUGGUGACGCUGGUGAGGUGGUGGUGUCGUUGGAGGCCGGGACCACGGGCGGCGGCCGUGCGCCGGCCGCGCGCCGCGUUAUCGCCGACAAACCAUCGGGCGUUAAGGUAUUCGUAGUGGUAGCAGCAGCAGCAGCAGCAAUCGCCGCGCUGCCACCAAAUGACAUCUCGUCAUUUUUUCAUGGCUUGGUUACGGUCAACACGUUGGUAGCAGCUCCGUAUCAAAAGGCCUGGCUCGACUACUGA
Molecule: messenger RNA, 363 nt
Organism: Colletotrichum lupini
Lineage: Eukaryota; Fungi; Ascomycota; Sordariomycetes; Glomerellales; Glomerellaceae
Exons: 4
Coding region: 1-363 (120 amino acids)
Source: RefSeq, a predicted model, not a curated record